AACCAUGCACAAGCUAAUUAUUUCGCUCUCAAUGUCUUUAGUGAUAAGUUCCGCGGAACCAGUCAGGUGGAGAUCAAGUCCAAGAUUCGCCCAACGUCAAGAAGUUGCCCCCGCUCAAUGGAAACCUUCCAUGGACCUCAAUGGAACUCCUCCCGCACCACCGGCAAGCUAUGGACCUCCUCCUCCAGCACCCAGUUAUGGACCUCCCCCCGCUCCACAAGAGGAACCUUCUUCAUUGACCACUACCACUGAAAUUUCCAUUACGACCGAGGGAAAUUCGGAAAGUGUCGAUGCGGUGGGGGGUGGUGAGGGGCACAGUGGAAAACUGGUUAAUGGACAUUAUUACAUUUACCAUCCAAGCGGUUUGCUGCAGAAGGUUUAUUAUGCCUCAAACAAUGACGAUUCAAGGAUGUCGCUUGCUGUUAAGUUGAAGUAUGAAGAUGUGGAACCGAUUAGGGCACCCGUGUACACCUACGAUCCAGAGACGUACGUUUUACGUAAAGUAUUUGAUCCUUUAUUGGAACAAUAAAGUGUAAUAAAUAAAUUUGUUUAAUUUGGUA
Molecule: messenger RNA, 560 nt
Organism: Anthonomus grandis grandis
Lineage: Eukaryota; Metazoa; Arthropoda; Insecta; Coleoptera; Curculionidae
Exons: 1
Coding region: 5-529 (174 amino acids)
Source: RefSeq, a predicted model, not a curated record